AAAAAAAUUUAAUGAAGUUAAUCUCCUCUGGAUCUGGCUGUUGGGUGCCCAAAUUUCUAUGAAGUGCCUGUUCAGAGACCAACUUAGUCUCAUGUGAGACUGUCAGCUUUCUCUUCUCUAGGGUCUGUUAACCCACUUUUACCUUUUCUCCUCAAUCUUCUGCACAACCUCAUUGUAGGGUCUCCCUGGAAGAAGAAUUGAACAAUUAGCAAAUUUUUUGGUAUGUUUAGAAGAGAAACUGUUAAGAAGAAAAUCUGGAUUAUAAUGGAGAGUAUAAAAAGAAAAAAUAAUUUGAGAUUCUCCAUUUACUAUCCAGAAAAAAUAUUUUUAGCAUUUUGGUAUAUUUACUUCCAACCCAUUUUUAGUGGUGUGUGUACCAUUCCAUGGGCUUCCUUUCUUUAUUCCUUCUUUUUUCUUUUCUUUUUCUUUUUGAAAAAUUAUGGACUGCCUAUUUCUCUUUUUCUUUCUUUCUUUCUUUCUUUCUUUCUUUCUUUCUUUCUUUCUUUCUUCUAUCUAUCUAUUGUAUAGACAUGUAUAUUAUGUGUGCACUUAUUAGACAUGUAUUUGUUGCAUAAUUCCUAUCAGAUGGAUAUAAUUCAUUCUUCAUUUAUUUGUAUUGUUUUUCAUAUUAUUAUAAAUAAUCUCCUAAAAGCUUCUUAUACAUAUAUCCUGAUACGUAUCUGUGAUUAUUUCUUUAAAAUAAAUAAUUGGAAGUAGAAGUAUUAAGUCAAAGAGAAUGGACACUCAUUGUCACUAAUAUGCUAAUAUUCCAUUUACUUACCAAGGAAAACAUCCUAAAAUUUUUUCCAGUUUCCCAGUGUUUUCCAGAUUUUCUAUUUUCUCCCCCAUGCAAACUCAUUCCCAGAGUGAGGAAAAUGCAUUUGCUCUUUCCAAUAAGAAAUCUGGAAAAAAAAAGCGGUCUUCUUUCUCACCUGUUUUGUAGCUAUGAGGCUACUUUGGGCAGUUGUGGGAUAGGACAAAUCACAUUGUCUUUCAAAUGGGAAGAUUGGGUCUAUGAUGUACUAAUUUGGGGCAAACCACUGAACCCUAAGUGUCUUAGAUGCUCCAUCUGCAAAAUGGGAAUAAUAGUUAUCUAAUAUAUGAGAUUGAUAUGCCAUUAAAUAAUACAUACAAAACCUCUUUAUAAACUAGAAAGUGCCAUAAGGGACCAUUCUUGUCUUCUAUUAUUAUUAGCAUUUUACUACUCUUUUUUAAAAUACUGGUCUCUAAAAUUCCCCAGAUAGGGAAUAGGGAGAGAAGGCAAACUGGUGUCUUCAAAGGUCCCCAGUUUAUAAUUCUGAAGGAAUUAGAAAAGAGAGGCUCGGCGUCUACUCAUGAGUCAGCCUACCCGUGAAAAUUCACAGACAAGCUCAAGCUGGAAAACACGCAAAUACACACGGGACUCGAGAACCAGUUAGGGAACAACAUGUAGCGACUGACCUACAGUGGGCGGGUACCCAUCGGCAGGGCCUGGCUCCGUCCAUGCUGAAGAAACAGGGGAAUGUGUCUGGUUGAAAACUCCUGUCGGGAGGCAGUCAGGUCUGAAGCUGUUGAAUGAUUUGUGAAAAGAUGCAGACAAGUGCACCAGGGACAAAGCAAAUGCUCGGACCCCUCGGAGCAGAGAGCGGUGUCCCACUUGGCCACGCAGAAGCUAAGACCUUGAAGAAGAUGGUCGAAAUUGUGGCUUCAACGAGGUAGAAGAGGUUGACAGAUUUGUUUCAGGUAAACAAAAAUCUGAGGUUGUAAUUCAUGAGAAAGUUCGUCUCAAGUUGAUGAGUUUUCUAUUCCUUUAGCUCCAGCUCCCUCCGAACACCAAACUAGGACACCUCUUCCAAACUUGCCCUGGGUGUUUUCCGCCUCUCACCUACAGGCGCAGGAGGCCCCAUUAACCUGGCACAUCUGAGGGGCAGGUCCUUGUUGCCCCUUCUUCUAGUCCUGAGCGGGCGCUGGGUGCUGGCCCGGUCUGACUGACUGAGUCUCCACCCCUUAGACACAGCAUUCAUCGAUGAAGAGAGAGAACCAUACCGCGGUGGGUGAAUUUGUUCUCCAGGGUUUUUCCAGCUUUCGUGAACACAAGAUCAUCCUCUUUGUGAUAUUUCUUACCUUGUACCUUUUAACUCUGGCUGGCAAUGUCAUCAUUGUGACAGUCACCAGCUUUGCUCGUCACCUGCACACCCCCAUGUACUUCUUCCUUGGUGUUCUUUCCACUUCUGAGACUGUCUACACACUGGUCAUUGUACCGCGGAUGCUUUGCAGCCUCACAGGCCUGGGUCAGCCCAUCUCCUUGGCUGGCUGUGCCACCCAGAUGUUCUUCUUCAUCACCUUGGCCAUCAACAACUGCUUCCUGCUCACUGCAAUGGGGUACGACCGCUACGUGGCCAUCUGCAACCCCUUGAGGUACACGGUCAUCAUGAACAAGAGGGCGUGUGCCCUGCUCGUAUCAGGGGCUUGCAGUAUUGGGCUGUUUGUGGCCAUAAUUCAGAUUUCCUCUGUAUUCAGACUGCCCUUUUGUGACAGAGAGGUGGCCCACUAUUUCUGUGACAUCCGCCCAGUUAUGAAACUCUCCUGUGCUGAUACCAGUCUACAUGACAUAAUUAAUUUUAUCAUCAGCUCACUCGUUAUUGUGGUCCCCAUGGGCCUGGUCUUCAUCUCCUACGUCCUCAUCAUCUCCACCAUCCUCAAGAUCCCCUCCGCCCGGGGCCGGAAGAAGGCCUUUGCCACCUGCGCCUCUCACCUCACGGUGGUCGUCGUCCACUACGGCUGUGCCUCCGUCGCCUACCUCAAGCCCAAGUUGGAGAACACCAGGGAUCAGGACCAGCUGAUCUCGGUGACCUACACCGUCAUCACCCCCCUGCUGAACCCGGUGGUGUAUACCCUGAGGAACAAGGAGGUCAAGGAUGCUCUUCACCGUGCUAUUCGCAAAAACCCUCUUGCUUAGGAUCUAUGGCAGUUUGCCUGUCGUCUUCUGGGUAUUUCAUAAUCUCAAAAAAAAAAAAUUGGAUUUAUUCUCUACCCAGAAAAAGUUGCAGGAUGUGGUGGUGGCUUCAGUGAGGAGUCUAGAGUUGCCCUGAC
Molecule: messenger RNA, 3072 nt
Organism: Acinonyx jubatus (cheetah)
Lineage: Eukaryota; Metazoa; Chordata; Mammalia; Carnivora; Felidae
Product: olfactory receptor 10J1-like
Exons: 1
Coding region: 2006-2938 (310 amino acids)
Biological process (GO): G protein-coupled receptor signaling pathway
Cellular component (GO): membrane
Molecular function (GO): G protein-coupled receptor activity; olfactory receptor activity
Source: RefSeq, a predicted model, not a curated record